AUGUUCCCGGCAUUCCGUCGACACCUCUGGUUCUCAAUUACACAACCAGCAACCUUCUUAACAUCCCGACCCAGCCUACUCGUCUGGUCCCUCUACACAGCAACCUUCGCAACAGCCAAUGCCACCGAAACCAUCCUGGGCAAAUGGUACCCGGAGAUCGACCACGCCAUUGCAGGCAUGACCACCUUCGCCACCACCUUCCUCGUCAACUCCUCAGUCGGCAUCUGGAAAGACGUCAAAUUCGCCCAACUCUUCGGCCAACCCAAAACCACCCCACCACCAACCCCUACACCAACCCCCUCAGCAUCAGCAUCAACAUCAGCAUCAGCAUCAGCAUCCACCUCCACCUCCCUCAAAACCGCCCGCUCCAUCGGCCGCACCCGCAUCCCACUAGCAACCUACUCCGCCUUCCUCCUCCGCGACGGCCUCACCAUCUUCGGCUCCUUCAGCCUCCCCGCCAUGGUCUCCGCCUCCAUCCCAGACUCCAUCGCCUCCCAAGAAUACCUCAAAAUCCUUAUCGCCCAGCUGGCCAUCCCCGCCUCCAUCCAACUCAUCAGUACCCCCAUCCACCUCCUCGGUCUGGACCUCUACAACAGACCGCAGGUGAUGCCCAGCAAAGAGCGCAUCAGCCGCGUCAGCCGCGACUGGAUCGGUGCCUCGCUCCUGCGCAUGUGUCGCAUUAUCCCCGCAUUUGGCAUUGGCGGGUUCGUCAAUACUGAAGGUCGACUUUCCUUGCAUGACCAGCUUGAUGGUCGGAGGAAGGGAUCUUGA
This is a messenger RNA of Penicillium olsonii, 771 nucleotides long. The record is from the annotation of a GenBank genome assembly. Lineage: Eukaryota; Fungi; Ascomycota; Eurotiomycetes; Eurotiales; Aspergillaceae.